AGACCUGGUCUUGGCAGUUAGUUAGAUAAUACUCCAUUUUCAAAAAUCUUGUGUUUUUUUUUCCAGUUAGGAUCUUUUGAAAUCCUGAAUGCAUAAAUGGGAAUUGGGUCAUGGGAAAACAUGUCAAGAGUGGCACUGUUUCUCUUAGUGAUGUGUUUUCAGGGAAUUUAUGGGAUUAGAUUUGUGAUAGAGAGAGAAGAGUGUUUGUCUCACAAUGUUCACUUGGAAGGUGACACUAUUCAUGUCUCCUUUGUUGUCAUUAAAGCUGACACUCCUUGGCAUUCUGCUAGUGAGGGUGCUGUUGAUCUUUUGAUUAAGGGGCCUUCUGGAGAGCAGAUUCACAACUUUCCCGACAAGACUAGUGAGAAGUAUGAGUUUGUCGCUCACAGAAAAGGCGUUUACAAGUUUUGCUUCACAAAUAAAUCGCCUUAUCAUGAAACCUUGGAUUUCGACGUGCAUGUUGUCCAUUAUACAUACUUUGAUCAGCAUGCAAAGGAUGAGCAUUUUGAUCCAUUGCUGGAACAGAUAUCAAAGUUAGAAGCAGCUCUUUACAACAUACAGUUUGAACAGCAUUGGCUUGAAGCACAGACUGAACGCCAGGCAUUAGUCAAUGAAGGUAUGAGCCAAAGAGCAAUCACCAAAGCCAUUCUUGAAUCAGUUACGCUUGUUGGUGUCAGCUUUCUUCAGGUCUUCCUCCUCCAACGCCUUUUUGAACAGAAGGUUCGGACUAUAAGAGUUUAGACUUGCAUUCCUGGAGCUAGCAUUCAGACAUGGGCGGAACUUCACUCUUUUUUAAGAAAGCGUCCCAUGUACAUUCUCUUUUUAGCAGAAAAAAAAAAUCAAGUCCACGUAGUUCACAGUUAGUCAGUUAAAUAGAUCGCAUUAAAAAUUCAGAUUUUAUUGACGGCUGAUUCCGGAGAGUUCUUAGUUGCAAGAUUCACAAGUUCCAUAUGAAGUCACGCGUUGUUUAACGUAUUAAACUAUCACAAUUUCCUUCAUUUUUUGCUGUUCUCUGAUAGAUAAUUUUUGUGGCAUAGUACCAUUGACUUUAAUAGGUUGUGUUUAA
Molecule: messenger RNA, 1066 nt
Organism: Nicotiana tabacum (common tobacco)
Lineage: Eukaryota; Viridiplantae; Streptophyta; Magnoliopsida; Solanales; Solanaceae
Product: transmembrane emp24 domain-containing protein p24beta2-like
Source: RefSeq, a predicted model, not a curated record